Molecule: messenger RNA, 435 nt
Organism: Laetiporus sulphureus 93-53
Lineage: Eukaryota; Fungi; Basidiomycota; Agaricomycetes; Polyporales; Laetiporaceae
Product: copper radical oxidase
Exons: 3
Source: RefSeq, a predicted model, not a curated record
AUGCAGCAACAGCGGUGGUAUUCGGCAGCGGAGCCGCUCGCAAAUGGGACAAUCGCGAUUAUCGACUGCUUCCACGGUGAGGCGACGGUGAUGAACUUCAUGAUCAAGACAUCCGGUCUCAACUCGUAUGCGCAUGCGUACAUGAUGGCGUCCGGCAGGAUGUUCCUGCGAGCGAACAUCUCCACUAUUCUCUGGGAGCCAGAUACGAACACGCAGUACGAUCUGCCCGACAUGCCGGACAACCUCGCCCGCGUGCACCCCGCCUCCGGCGCUACGGCGAUGAUGCCGCUGACGAUUGCUAACGAUUACACACCCUCUGUUCUGUUCUGCGGCGGCACGGACAUGGACGACUACGCGUGGGGGAACUACUCACCGCCAUUCAUCAACACGUUCUACUACCCCGCCUCGGCCAGGUGCCACUACAUCACUUCGGAG